AUGGAGGCCUCCUCUUCCUUACCCAUCUAUCACUGGGCCAGGAGCUUGGGGACCCUGCCUGGCUCCGCUCAGGUCCAGGGCACCCAGGUCUGGAUCGCUGUGGUGAACGAGGCCAUCAACAUGACUUUCAUCUGCAACCCCACCAACACCAUGGGGACCGGCCAGGGAGAAGUGACCAUUGUCCUCAGAGACAUCUCAGGAUGGGAUCAGUGCAGUCAGCUCUGUUCCAUGACCCUCCCCUCACUUAAAACCUGGGUUCCUGGCUGUUUUCCCCAGGGCCUCAUGCUCACUGCUCUUGCUUGUUUGGCUGGUGGAGCCUGGGGAGGCCGUGACAGGACUGUGGGGUACGGGCAGGCACCAGGCAGCCGCGCUGGGUUCCUGAGUCCCCUGGGGAGCUCCCACCGGAGACACGACAGACGCACUGGGACCUUGGGCGUCGCCAACGGACGCCACAUGGGGCCCCUUGUUAGCCCCCAGGGCCACCUGGCGAACAGCCUCUUCCUGUCAGCUUCUGUCCUGGUCCUGUGGCUGCCUCAAUGCUCCCAGGCCUCGCUCAGUAUCCAGAAGAUUCCAGAAAUGCCUCAGAAGAACCAGGAUCUUCUCCUGUCCCUCCACGGGGUCCCCAGCACCUUCCAGGAUGUCACCUGGUACCUGGGGGAGACCACGGACGGGGGUACCAGACUGUUCACCUACAUCCCGGAGCUGCUGCGGCCCCAGAGGGAUGGAGAGGCCAUGGGGCAGAGGGACAUGGUCGGCUUCCCCAAUGGCUCCCUGCUGCUGCGCCACGCCCAGCCCGGGGACAGUGGCCUCUACCAAGUCGCCCUGGCCGUCAACGCGGCCUGGACCAUGAGGGCCAAGGCCCACGUCCAGGUGGUUGAAGGAACACACACGGAGCCCACCACUGCACACGUGCCCAUGAACGCCGGGGUGGUAGCCGCGGCCAUCGUGGGCCCUCUGGCCGUGGCUAGUCUUCUCAUCGGCGGCCUCGCCUACCUCCUGGUGACACGGAGCUGGGGGGGGCAAAGUUCCAGGAUGCCAGCCAGGGAGAAGCCAGAGCUGAGACCCAGUCGUGAUACAGGUGACAGCAACGUGUAUGAAGUGAUGCCAUCCCCAGUGUUGCUCCUGACCCCAGCUACGCCCCCACUUCCUGAGCCACAGCCACAGCCAGAACCCCAACACUACCAGGACUUGCUCAACCCCGACCCAGCCCCUUACUGUCAGCUGGCGCCAACUGCCUGAUGGCGCAGCCCCCACCAUCUUCUGGG
Molecule: messenger RNA, 1265 nt
Organism: Dipodomys ordii (Ord's kangaroo rat)
Lineage: Eukaryota; Metazoa; Chordata; Mammalia; Rodentia; Heteromyidae
Gene: Ceacam19
Product: carcinoembryonic antigen-related cell adhesion molecule 19
Exons: 10
Coding region: 1-1239 (412 amino acids)
Source: RefSeq, a predicted model, not a curated record